AUGUAUCCAUCAGGAAAAUGGAAUGAUAUUUGCUGUGAUGAGACAUUUUCAGUUGCUUGCUAUAAUGGAAGCGCUAAAGGUGACCAGAGAUACAUCCUGAUUAAUGGUGCAAAGACAUGGAAAGAUGCUCAGAGAUACUGCAGAGAGAAUUAUACAGACCUGGUCAGUGUGAGGAAUCAGACUGAGAAUGAUCUCAUACACAACAUGACUAGAAAUGGAACCUGUGUGUGGAUCGGUCUGUACAGAGACUACUGGCAGUGGUCAGACCAGAGAAACUCCUCAUUCCGCUACUGGGCACCAGGAAAACCUACUAAUUAUGAUGGGAAUGAGAAGUGUACUGUAGCCUCGAUCACACAGACACUCAAUGGAACAUGGGAUGAUCGACAGUGUGGUGAAAAACACCCGUUCCUGUGUUAUUAUGACGACCUCUUGAUGUUGGUCCAGGAGAAUAAGACCUGGAAUGAAGCCCUGAACUACUGCAGAAAGAACAACACAGACCUGGUGUCUGUCCACGAUGAGAAGAUCCAGCACUGGGUGGAGAGGAAGGCUAGAAAUGCCACCAGUGCCCAUGUGUGGUUGGGUCUGCGCUUCUCCUGUACUUUGAGCUUCUGGUUCUGGGUCAGUGCAGAACCUGUCUGCUAUGACAACUGGUUCCUAGGUAAUGGGACUGGAACUGGACACUGUGGAAACACUGGGGCUGUACAAUCUAGAGGAGAACAUCGGUGGGUCAGUCUGCCUGAGACUCAGAAACUCAACUUCAUCUGUGUCAAAUGUCCAUACCAAGAGGAGAUGAUCAUUCCCGACACCGUAACAAGAUUGCAGUGCUCCUCCACAUCUGGUCCCUUGAUGGUCUCACUCUCAACGCAUCCAAAAUCGAAAGUGGGUGAGAUCUCAGUUUCGGCCCUCAUCCGGGGGAUUGAACUCCCCCUACCCCUCAGUACUGCUGAAUCCUUCACACCAUUCAAGGAGGCUCUUUAA
Molecule: messenger RNA, 978 nt
Organism: Scleropages formosus (Asian bonytongue)
Lineage: Eukaryota; Metazoa; Chordata; Actinopteri; Osteoglossiformes; Osteoglossidae
Product: macrophage mannose receptor 1-like
Exons: 4
Coding region: 1-978 (325 amino acids)
Source: RefSeq, a predicted model, not a curated record